AUGCAUAAUUAUUAUAAUCUUGGUUCUUAUAGACGGACGGUGAACUCGAGCAGCGAAGAAGCUCGGGAAUGGGUUAAUCGCGGUUUGAUCUGGAGUUACGCGUUCAAUCAUGAAGAGUCUGUCAAAUGCUUCGAAAACGCUCUCGCUUGCGACAGCAACUGUGUCUUAGCUUAUUGGGGCCUAGCCUAUGCCUUGGGUCCGAAUUAUAAUAAGCCUUGGGACUUCUUCGAUGCAACUGAAUUGGAAAAUGUCAUGCGACGAACCCAUGGCGUGGUUCAGCAGGCUAGGGAAAGGUCGGACAAUGCACUGCCCCUUGAGAAAGCACUUGUUGAGGCGCUGAGAUUCCGCUAUCCACAAGAGCACGUGGGGGAUAAGAAAUGGUCGAUAUGGAAUCAAGAAUAUGCCGAUGCGAUGGGAAGAGUUUACAAAGAGUUCCCAGAUGACCUGGAUAUAGCUACUUUAUAUGUGGAUGCGUUGAUGAACUUAACUCCGUGGCAACUCUGGGAUCUCACUACCGGAAAACCAGCAUCAGGGGCUCACACAUUGGAGUCCAGGGUUAUCCUAGAGCGUUCGAUGGCUCAAGACGGUGGAUCUCAGCACCCGGGUCUGCUUCAUCUCUAUAUACAUCUUAUGGAGAUGUCUACAACCCCCGAGGUAGCAUUGGACGCAGCGAACGCGCUUCGAGAUCUUGUUCCUGAUGCUGGUCAUCUCGAUCAUAUGCCAUCGCAUAUCGACGUUAUACUCGGUGACUACCAGAGCGCUAUCGAAUCAAAUCAAAAGGCCAUUAUCGCUGAUGAUCUCUUCUUUGCGAGAGAAAAUCCCUUGAAAUUCUAUACCCUCUACCGGAUGCACGACCUUCAUUUCCGCAUCUACGCCGGCAUGUUCGCGGGGCAGUUGAAGACCACACUCGAUACCGUAGCCCGUCUCGAACAGACUCUACCAGAGGAACUUCUACGCGUCGAGUCACCACCUAUGGCAGACUGGCUAGAGGGUUUCCUCGGUAUGCGUGUACACGCUUUUAUUCGGUUCGGCCGGUGGCAGGAGAUCAUCGACCUACCGUUUUACGAAGACGGCAAGCUCUACUGCACAACAAAUGCCCUGAACCACUACGCUAAGGGGAUAGCACUAGCUGCUACGGGCAAGGUUGAAGAGGCAUCCAAGCAACGCGAGCUGUUUGCCGAAGCUGCGAAGAGGGUUCCGGAGUCACGAAUGGUGUUUAACAAUAGAUGUGUUGAUAGCUUGAAGGUCGGAGAAGCCAUGCUAGACGGCGAGCUAGAAUACCGGAGGGGUAACUAUGACUUAGCCUAUUCACAUUUACGUGUGGCAAUUGAGCGAAGCUAUGCCCUCCCUUUCGACGAACCGUGGGGUUGGAUGCAGCCGCCGAGCCAUGCGUACGGGGCAUUACUAAUGGAACAAGGCCAUUUUGAUAAGGCUGUCGAAGUUUACGCCGAGGAUCUCGGAAUCGACGGCAAGCUCCCCCGCGCAUUACAGCACCCGAAUAACGUUUGGUCUUUACAUGGCUAUCACGAAUGCCUAGGAAAGCUAGGACGCAUUGACGAAGCUAGGGCUAUAAAACCACAGUUAGAUGCGGCAAUAGCUAACGCCGAUGUGCCUAUCAAAGCAUCUUGCUUCUGUCGCACCAGCGUAUUUUAA
This is a messenger RNA of Daldinia childiae, 1653 nucleotides long. RefSeq lists its product as uncharacterized. Gene Ontology annotation, cellular component: intracellular anatomical structure. The transcript has a single exon. Bases 1 to 1653 code for a protein of 550 amino acids. The record is from RefSeq and is a predicted model, not a curated record. Gene Ontology annotation, molecular function: protein binding. NCBI's taxonomy places the organism in Eukaryota, Fungi, Ascomycota, Sordariomycetes, Xylariales, Hypoxylaceae.